This is a messenger RNA of Anneissia japonica, 4271 nucleotides long. RefSeq names its product WD repeat-containing protein 31-like. The transcript has 9 exons. Gene Ontology annotation, molecular function: protein binding. Bases 133 to 1167 code for a protein of 344 amino acids. The record is from RefSeq and is a predicted model, not a curated record. NCBI's taxonomy places the organism in Eukaryota, Metazoa, Echinodermata, Crinoidea, Comatulida, Comatulidae.
UUAACUCAUUCAUUGCUGAGGCAUCAACAAAGGAAGGAGAAGAUAGGCCCUAGCCUAGUGGUAAAUAAUUCUAAAAUGUUGUCUUUCAGUUACUAAAGAUUAUGUGUUGCAUACGUGCAUGAUUGAAAAGAAAUGGGAAAACGUCAUAGUAAGCAGAAGCGAUCGGCUGUAUAUGAGGGUGUUCCUACAGCUGUACCGGUGGAGAAUGUCCGUUGCUACACUCCUGUGCACACGGAAGCUGUCCAGAGCAUUUGCGUUGUGAAAGAUAAUAUUUGCCUGUCAGGUAGCUCAGAUAAGAGCCUGGUACUUUAUAAGUGGACAGAUGGAACUAUUAUGCAGAGAUGGACAGGACAUAAGAGAGAGAUUACAAAGGUGGCUCAUGCAAUUGAUUCCGAUGCCUUUUUCAGUGCAUCACGAGAUAAAACCGUUAAUAUGUGGAAGCGAGGAACAACACAAGGUGGUGUUUGCCAAACAAUAAGUCAGACAUUUGAAGGUCAUGACCUUGUAGUCACUGGCUUAGCAGUAAGUUUAAUCAAUAAUCAACUUAUAUGUACAGGGUCUCGUGACAACUUUCUACGAUUAUGGGAUGUAGAAACUGGAUAUUGUACAAAACAGAGCGCCAUAUCCAGAAACUUAGUGACAGAUGUAAAAUGGGUCCCUGGCCAACAUGCAGUAGCACAAACAAGUGAAGAUAAAUGUCUACGAAUUUGGGAUACAAGAUCUCUUCAAGAAAGUCAAAUAUUUCCAAAGAAAAAUUAUAUUCAAACAUGCUGUGAUGUGUCCAAAGAUGGACUUUAUUGUGUAACAAGUAGUAAUGGUUUUAGUGGACAAGGAUGUGAGGCUACGUUAUGGGAUCUACGAACAAGCAAAUUAAUAAUGGAGUACAAAGGUCACACGCAGACCACUUGUGCGUGUGCCUUUUCACAAACAGGGCGCCCUCUAGUGGUGACCUGCUCCAAUGACUCAACUGUUAGGGUAUGGGAUAGAGAUACCUCAGAAUGUCUUUCAACGUUUUACCUUGAUGGAGCAGGUCCACUUUUAACUUUGGCUGUUUUUUCAGAUACAAGCGUUUGUGUAGGAAGCUUCAAUACUGGUAUUCAUGUUCUCUCUUUUGGCGCGGAUGGUGAAAAUGGCAAAGCUCAUCUAAAGAAAAUUGCACAGUACUAAUAACCAUUGAAGUAGUAUAGUUGAGUCAUUUAUAUAUUUGCAUGCAGCUGACAAGAGUCAAGUGAUCCUGUACAGGAGAGUACAUGAUAGAAAAUGUCAAUAUGAUGAAUUCCAUUUUUGCGUCUACUGCCUACUUGCGGGCGAUCAAGGUGGAUGAAGAUAGAAAUGAAUAGUUUGCUUUUUCGCGAGGUUGAAGACUAGCUAGCUAGCAGGCUCUGUUUAGUAAGCCUAUGAAAAUGAUGCUGCCUAGGCCUGUCCUAAAAAGGACAAAAAUGAUAUGUAAUUAGGCCUGCUGCUGCUGACUUGUGAGUUAAAAGUAGCUCAAAAAGACUUAUCAAGCAGUAGACACAACGCUCCUACUGGGAGCCUAUUUUUAUUGUCUCCCAGCACAACAAUCUGCUGAAAGCUUUGUGCGUGCCAUACCAAAUUUAAUGGGCGUCCCAUACUCAAUUUCUUUUUUUCGUCUCUAAAUUAACUUGUUCGUUGGUGGCACUGUCCACAAUGAGAAUAAAAAUAAUAAUAAGGGACCUGUGUCAAGUCUACAUAUAAGUUGACUCUGAAUGUUUUGUAAUAGGCCUGACUGACCAAAAAUCUCAAAAUAAUCUAAGAUUGGAUUUAUUUUUUACCAUCAAGAGCCCAAAAAGCUUAGUGGCCGGUGUAAACAUAUCGAUGUGUCCACACUAAGUGGUUUGAAAGUCGGCUCCAAGAGAAUUUAAACAGAAGUUUAGCUGCUGAUUUGUUAAACAGCCAACUAACAAAACUGAACAAAAAUGACAUGUUAUCUUACCGAAUACUACGCAAGUUCCCAAAUAUUUGCGAAAAAAAUUCACAAGUGAUUCAGAUGAGAAUCGAACCCACGACCUCCAGAUAAUUAUCCUGGUUCCAUAAUCACUUUUUACAGACCUAGGAAUCAAUCAUUGACCUUUCCUUGGUCUGGAGCAACCCUGGCUCCAAAGUUCAAGCAGGGGGAUGCCAUAGGAUAUUUAUUUUUAGUACCAUAACAUUUUGAAAUAAUGCUCACCUAUCAACUUUAGAACAACACUAAUAAAAAAAACCCAUUAAUAUUGAACGCUAAUAAUAAAAAUAUUAUUAUUGAACAUUUUAAUGCUAACAUAUCUUUAUUUUUAUAGAGGGUAACUCUGACUACAAUGUUGACUCAAACUAAAGGCCUCUAGAGUUUGUAAAUUUUGUGCUAUUGUAUUGAAACAAUAAACAUGAAAACAAUUAAAUUUUUUAUAAGAAAAGAAUCAAAUGAUACCAAAUUGCUUUAAGAUAGCAUUUAUGGUUUGAAUAUAUUUAUGAUACAGAUAUUUAUGGUUAUUUCAACACGUCUUCAAAUAUGUUUUGAGUUUUCAGCAUAUACUGUAAUGGGUCUAUUUUUUACAGUUACCUUCACUUAAUCAUAUCUAGAUAGCUACUGCAGUAUGUGCCAUUUAAUGCUAUUGAGUCUGUCUUACUCUGUUUUGGAACUAUGUUCCUCUUCUCAAGAUUUGUUUGUAUUGAUGAAAUAUUUGUAUAUAUUGUUGUUGUCAUUUUAGAUAUUGAAGUUUUUAUACUUAGGUUAUAGUACUCUAUUUUAAAAAUGUUGUUCUUAAUUAUUUAAUUUUUCUUAAUUAUGUUCAUUUCAUGUUAGUUCAUUUUGGGGACUCCUAUGGAAAUUGUCUUUUUUGCAUAGUUACCAACUGAUGGUCCUGCAUUUCACAAUGAUUUUGGAUGAAACGCAUUUUGCAUUUUGUCAUGCAUUCAGCACAAGUCUAUGCAUGAUAACAAAUUAUCACAAAUUCAGGGGAAAAUGUAUUUAAAAUUAUAAGAAAUUGGUUUUAUUAAAAAUAUUUAAAUACUAAUUAAAAAACAGUCAUGCAGUAGCUUGAGUCAUUAGAGAGCUUUCGUUAUCUCAUUUGAGAAUCAAAUUCACGGUGAAAAUUUCUCUCUCCCGACCAAAACAACCCAGCCAACCAUGCACUUUAGUAGAAUCUAGUAGUCGCUGCCAUCUUGUGCGUUCAUUGUCACAACCAACUGUUGAUUAUGAGACUAAAACCAGGGCCCCCCCUCCCAACUGGUGUAGUCAGGCAUUUCAAAUUUCUCAGGUUGGUAACUAUGUUUUUGUAGUUGUAGGGUUAUCCCUAAUAUGCUCUUUUGUGAUUUAGUCUCUUCAUGUUGAUUUGUUUCUGUUUUGUACUUUAAAGAGCAUAUUGAUUAAAUCAAAUCAUAUAAAAAAAAAAAUCAUCAUGUGCUAUUCUCUAGUUCUGUGGCUAGGUAUAGCAUAAUAUCAAGAAAUAUUUGUUAAUACUGCUUCUAUGAUGUACAAAAAAACACCUGGAUACCACAUAGUUUACCCAGCAUGCAUUGAGGGACACAGUGAAUGACGCAGAGAGUUAAUGACUCUUGAAUCCUCUAGUGUUAAUGUUGUUUAUUUGAAAGAUUGUAUCAAGACAAAAUAAUAAAACCAGAUUACCACUUUCCUGAUAUGCUGUAAUUGAAAAACUCUAAAAAUAGACAAAAUAAAACAAAAUACAGUAGAACCCCUCCCUGGUGACACCCCAAUUUAUAAUGGGACUCAUGGGCAAUAUUUAUUAAUUGAUGUGUUUUUAUAUCUGUACGCAAGGAAGGCAAAAAAGAUAGUGGUUGAACUGACGUUAAGGAUAAACUAAAGUAAAAACAAAUUGUCCUCAUGUGGUGUUUGUGUUGUCAAAUAAAUGUAUGCCAAAAUUGUGCAAUUGUAUAAACUGUUGUAAAAGUUGGUGUCUUGUGUUCAUUAAUGUUACGGAAUUUGUAUUGUGAUGAGUCGUACCUAUUUGUAUUUAAGUUUUGCUAUUGUUCAAGUUACACCUUGUAGAAUAUCACCUCCGUGAAUGAGUUCUCCUUAUAAAAUAAAGGUUGUAUAGUAUUUUGUGUAUUUAUCGGGUAAUUUAUAUUUCAUGAGAUAUAUCAAAGGAUGUUAUGUAAGCCAUCAUCAUGCUAAUAUUUUGAAUUUGUAUGUGUUUCUGGAAAGAAUAAGGAAUAUAUGAUAACAGUUUAAGGAGGCUGUAAAUAUAUUUAUCAGAUUUAUUGUGAAUUUAUUUGUUGAAAUUACAGGAUCAAAUACAUCAACAUACCUUAUUGGA